AGGAACAAAAUUGUCAUGCAAAAGUCCAGGACAGUGUACCACUCUCAGUCCUCAAAGAGAAAGAUAAGAAAUUCUGGAUUUUCAGAGUCCCUUUGAAGUCUUUUAAGCCACUGAUCAAUAUUCCUAUAGAAAAUGAAGAUCAUUGUAUAUUUUUGCAUUUGGGCAGUAGCAUGGGCCAUUCCAGUGCCUCAAAUCAAGCCUUUGGAGAGACAUGCUGUUGACAAAACUGUGAAUUUAAAUCUUCUAGCAAAAUCAAAAGUUCCAAUACAGGGUGCAUUAAAUGCCAAUGAUACCACCAAAGAAAGUGGUGGCCUCAUGCAUGAAAAUGAACGAGGAAGGCAACAGGAUAUCCAAGAUGGUUACAAAGGAGACAGAAAUGGUUCUGAGUGGGCAGAGCUGGGAGGGAAAAGUUCUUCAACAGGUUCCAUGUUAGUAAAUGAAAAGGGAAAUACAGAGGAUCUAAAGGGGGGCACAGGAAAACCAGAAACAUACGACCAUGAUGGGAUCCAAGGACAAGAAGACAGCCUCACUGCAAACGGCCUCAGGGGACAAGUAAGCAUCGUCCACGACGCUGGAGCAGCAAAUGGGAGCCAUAUGGAUGGGAUUGCUGAGAACAGUUCUCAAAAUGCAGGCGUUGGAAAUACAAGUCCAAGUGAGGACGCCACUGUUGUCCAAGAGGAUGGACAUCAAGUAGCUGGAAGCAGUAACAGUACAGGUCAGGAGGCUGAAAUCAAUGGGAAUUCCUGUAGAGAUGGGGCUGACACGAGUGAAACAACACCUCAGAGAGAAGAUGAGAGAAAUGGGAAUGAGGAGGUAGGGGUAUUGCCAGUGGGGAGUGGAGCUGGAAAUGGAGAAGAUGUUGGUUUGGAUAAUUUUGAAGGAAGUCCUAGUGGGAAUGGAGCAGAUGAAGAUGAAGACAAGGGCUCUGGUGAUGGUGAAGAUGAAGAAAUAGGGAAUGGAGUGAAGGGUAGUGAUACCAGCAAGGGCCAGGAGGGUCAAUCUCAUGGAGAAGAGGAUGAUGAGGACAAUAGCUUAGGUCAAAAUUCAGUUAGUAGUGAAGAUGAUGGCCCUGGGGACAAAGAAGAUGCCCAUGUCAUUGAUGGAGACAACAUCUCCAAGAGUGAGGAAGAUUCUGCAGGUAUUCCAGAAGACAAUGGUAGCCAGAAAACAGAGGACACUCAAAAACCCAGUCACAGAGAGAACAAAGCUGUGGAAAAUAGAAUCACUGAAAAGUCAGAGCCAACUGCUAUUGGGAAGAACCAAGAUAAGGGAAUGGAAAUGGAAAGUCCCAGCAGUGGCCACAGACACAAUGUUACUAAAGAAGCUGGGAAAGUGAGCGAAGAUAAAGAGAGUAAAGGCCAACAUGGAAUGAUUGUGGGCAAAGGAAAUGUCAAGACGCAAGGAGAGAUUGACAUUAUACAAGGAGCUGGCCAGAAACUGGAAUCUGGAAACAAGCUUGGACCCAGCCAAGCACAUAGUGACAGUAACAGUGAUGGGUAUGACAGCUACGAGUUUGACGAUGAAUCCAUGCAAGGAGAUGAUCCCAACAGCAGUGAUGAGUCUAAUGGCAGUGAUGAUGCCAAUUCUGAAGGUGAUAAUAAUCACAGUAGCCGAGGAGAUGCUUCUUAUAACUCUGAUGAAUCAAAUGACAAUGGCAAUGACAGUGGCUCAAAAGGAGAUGAUGAUGGUAGUGAUGACACAUCAGAUGCUAACGAUAAUGGUAGUGAUGGCAGUGAUAACAAUGGAGGUGAUGACAAUGGCAAAUCAGGCAACAGCAAAGAUAAAUCAGACGGCAGUGACAGCAGUGACAGCAGUGACAGUGACAGUAAGUCAGACAGUGACAGUAAGUCAGACAGUGACAGUAGUGAUAGCAGUGACAGUGACAGUAAGUCAGACAGUGACAGUAGUGACAGUGACAGCAGUGACAGUGACAGCAGUGACAGUGACAGUAAGUCAGACAGUGACAGUAGUGAUAGCAGUGACAGCAGUGACAGCAGUGACAGUGACAGCAGUGACAGCAGUGACAGUGACAGUAAACCAGAUAGUGACAGCAGUGAUAGCAGUGACAGUGACAGCAAGUCAGACAGUGACAGCAGUGACAGUGACAGUAAAUCAGACAGUGACAGUAGUGAUAGCAGUGACAGUGACAGUAAGUCAGACAGUGACAGCAGCGACAGUAAUGACAGCAGUGACAGUGACAGCAGUGACAGCAGCAAUAGCAGUGAUAGUGACAGUAAGUCAGACAGUAACAGCAGCGACAGCAGUGACAGUGACAGUAAUGACAGCAGUGACAGUGACAGCAGUGACAGUAGUGACAGCAGUGAUAGCAAAUCAGACAGUAGUGACAGCAGUGAUAGUGACAGCAGUGAUAGUGACAGCAGCGACAGUAGCGAUAGCAGUGACAGCAGUGACAGUAGUGACAGCAGUGAUAGCAAAUCAGACAGUAGUGACAGCAGUGAUAGUGACAGCAGUGAUAGUGACAGCAGCGACAGUAGCGAUAGCAGUGACAGCAGUGAUAGUAGUGACAGCAGUGAUAGCAAAUCAGACAGUAGUAACAGCAGUGAUAGUGACAGCAGUGACAGUGACAGUAAAUCAGAUAGUGACAGCAGUGAUAGCAGUGACAGCAGUGACAGUAAUGAGAGCAGUGACAGCAGUGACAGUAGUGACAGCAAAUCAGGCAGUAGUGACAGCAGUGACAGUAGUAACAGCAGUGAUAGUGACAGCAGCAAUAGCAGCGAUAGUAGUGACAGCAGUGAAAGUGACAGUAAAUCAGAUAGUGACAGUAGUGACAGCAGUGACAGCAGUGACAGCAGUGAUAGUGACAGCAGCGACAGUAGUGACAGCAGUGACAGUGACAGUAAAUCAGACAGUGACAGCAGUGACAGUAGUGAUAGCAAAUCAGGCAGUAGUGACAGCAGUGACAGUAGUAACAGCAGUGAUAGUGACAGCAGUGAUAGUGACAGCAGUGACAGUGACAGCAGCGACAGCAGCGACAGUAGCAAUAGCAGUGACAGCAGCGAUAGUGACACUAAAUCUGACAGUGACAGCAGCGACAGCAGUGACAGUGACAGCAGCGACAGUGACAGCAGCGACAGUAGCGAUAGCAGUGACAGCAGCGAUAGCAGCGAUAGUGACACUAAAUCUGACAGUGACAGCAGCGACAGCAACAGCAGCGACAGUGACAGCAGCGACAGUGACAGCAGCGACAGUAGCGAUAGUAGUGACAGCAGCGAUAGCAGUGAUAGUGACAGUAAGUCAGACAGCGACAGCAGCGACAGCAGCGACAGUGACAGCAGCGACAGCAGCGACAGCAGCAACAGCGAGAGCAAGUCUGGUAAUGGCAACAACAAUGGAGCUAGCAGUGACAGUGACAGUGACAGUGAAGGCAGUGACAGUAAUCACUCAACAAGUGACGAUUAGAACUAAAGAAAACCCCACAAGAUGCCUUUUGUGAAAAGUCUGGUGAGUAAUUGAUAGGAAAUACAGAUUUCCAGGAAAGUAAAGAAGGGCGAGGAAUAAAGAGAAGACCUAUGUAAAGAUCCAUACACCUACAGACACAAAGAGUCAAGUUGUCGGAUUCAGGACCGGGUCCCUACACCCUCAGAGAGAGAAUCUAACUGUGUACAUGCAUGUUAAAUAUAUUUUGAAAAGAUUUUGUUAAAAGUGUAAAUGCAAACAUAGAAGAACAAUUAAAAUGUUCUUUACACAGAAACCUCAAGUAAUCACAUACUAAUAACUUCAAUUUAUAUGCCAAGUGCUUUAGAAAAUGUAUUAGCACGCAAACACAUCUUAUAAAUAACCAGUGGCAUUGGCCUAAUCUUGCAGUAAUUAUAUCUAUAUUCUAAGUAGAUGGUCUGCUUGCUGCUGAGUAAAAGAUGCUCUCAUCAUGAUCUCCAGCUUGGCUACGAUUCAUUUGCU
Messenger RNA from Bubalus bubalis (water buffalo), 3918 nucleotides. RefSeq names its product dentin sialophosphoprotein (gene DSPP). Gene Ontology annotation, biological process: dentinogenesis; odontoblast differentiation. Gene Ontology annotation, molecular function: collagen binding. The coding region runs from base 133 to 3420 and encodes 1095 amino acids. Gene Ontology annotation, cellular component: cytoplasm; nucleus. The transcript is spliced from 5 exons. The record is from RefSeq and is a predicted model, not a curated record. NCBI's taxonomy places the organism in Eukaryota, Metazoa, Chordata, Mammalia, Artiodactyla, Bovidae.